AUGUCGACCUCAGCAAUCUCUGUACCUUCAACCAGCGCGACGGUGGAAACCACUCCACUCCUCACCGUCGCUCGACACCGCUACAGCGUCCAUUCCGUCGCCGAGUCCACCUCAACCGAAUACACCCCCGAAUCAGACAUGGUAGACAUCACAAAAGACCGGUACGAUCUCUCCACGUUCCGCGGUCGUCUCAUGCAUUUUGCCACUGUCACUUCCCCCCUCACCCUUCUCGCAUCCAAUGCCGAGCUUAAAGCGGCACAAGAACACGUCACAACCAUCGAAUCCAAGUUGCCUUCGAACCGAACUACAGGCGAAUACUACGUUACUCGACAAGAAGCACAGAAGUACUGGAAAGCCAAACAACUCGUCGAUUCUUCUGUACACCCAGACACGGGAGAAGUGAUCUUGCUUCCAUUUAGAAUGGCUGCGUUUGUUCCAACGAAUCUGUUAGUGGUGGGGGGAAUGUUGAUGCCGAAUCCAACCUUGGCGAGUAUUGUUUUCUGGCAAUGGGUCAAUCAAUCGCUUAAUGUAGCGGUGAAUUAUUCCAAUGCGAAUAAAAGUGUUCCGAUGAACAUGAAGGAAGUUGGUCUUGCCUAUGCUGCAGCUACCACCAGCGCGGUGGGUAUCGCGGUGGGAAUGAGUAGAGGUGUACCCAAACUUAAAGUCAGCCCGGGGGUCAAAGGUGUCCUUACUGGCCUAGUACCCUUCGUAAGCGUAGCAAGUGCAGGAAUUGUGAAUAUCAGCUGUAUGAGAUGGAAAGAGAUCAAAGAUGGGGUUGGCGUAUUCAUUCGUGAUGCCGAUGAGAACAGACAUCAAAUUGGCGAAUCCAGCAAUGCAGGGCAAAGAGCAGUGGCCAUGACUGCUGCUUCUCGUGUGUUGACUAACAUCCCCACACUGAUUCUGCCGCCGUUGGCGCUGAGGUUUUUGCAGAGGACGAAAGUUAUUCCGGUGUCGGGACCGUUGACGAGAGCAGUGGAUCUAGCAAUGAUCGGGACGAGUUUGUUGGUCUUCCUUCCGCCAGCAAUUGCUACUUUCCCUCAAGUAGCGAAGAUCGAUCCGAAGCAGUUGGAGACGAAGUUCCAUAAUUUGACGGACCCGGAGGGUAGGCCGAUUACUCAGGUCGAGUUCAAUAAAGGUCUGUAG
This is a messenger RNA of Ustilago hordei, 1143 nucleotides long. RefSeq lists its product as uncharacterized. Gene Ontology annotation, cellular component: mitochondrial inner membrane. Gene Ontology annotation, molecular function: monoatomic ion transmembrane transporter activity. Bases 1 to 1143 code for a protein of 380 amino acids. Gene Ontology annotation, biological process: mitochondrial transmembrane transport; monoatomic ion transport. NCBI's taxonomy places the organism in Eukaryota, Fungi, Basidiomycota, Ustilaginomycetes, Ustilaginales, Ustilaginaceae. The record is from RefSeq and is a predicted model, not a curated record. The transcript has a single exon.